UUAAGCCGCUGCCGAGGACCUGUGGGGACGUUGUUUUGCACGCUGCCUGCUUCCAGCCCUGCCCAGGAGGAGAUGGCCACGGAGCAGCCCGCGGAGCCCACUGAGGAGCAGUUGGAGAUCCUGGAGCACAACUUCUGCAAGGUGGACAAGCACCCCGAUGCCACCACACUGUGCCUCAUCGCAGCCGAGACGGGGCUCUCCGAGGAGCAGACCCGGAAAUGGUUCAAGCAGCGCCUGUCCGAGUGGCGGAAGUCUGAGGGGCUGCCCUCGGAGAGUGGGUCCGUCAGGGACUAGGGGAGCUGCCCAUCCCCGUGCCCACCGACAGCCCUGGGGACCCUGCACAGUGCCACCGUUGCCCUGUUGCCGCAGAUUCUGCCAUGCAAGCCAACACCCCGC
Molecule: messenger RNA, 396 nt
Organism: Nothoprocta perdicaria
Lineage: Eukaryota; Metazoa; Chordata; Aves; Tinamiformes; Tinamidae
Gene: HOPX
Product: HOP homeobox
Exons: 3
Coding region: 73-294 (73 amino acids)
Biological process (GO): cell differentiation; regulation of transcription by RNA polymerase II
Cellular component (GO): nucleus
Molecular function (GO): DNA binding
Source: RefSeq, a predicted model, not a curated record